Molecule: messenger RNA, 12531 nt
Organism: Biomphalaria glabrata
Lineage: Eukaryota; Metazoa; Mollusca; Gastropoda; Planorbidae
Product: serine-rich adhesin for platelets-like
Exons: 18
Coding region: 1082-7501 (2139 amino acids)
Cellular component (GO): cytoplasm; nucleus
Molecular function (GO): microtubule binding
Source: RefSeq, a predicted model, not a curated record
GAUGAAAUCAGCUGACAACAUGGCCGCUGGCGAAGGAGGGAAAUCAAUUCUUGUUUCUGCGGCCCUGGCCUUGGCCAUACGUAUCAAAGGACAAUUACAAGUCUGCAUGAGUAAGACACCUACCGGACAUUUCUGUUUAACAUCAGGAGCACGCUACUCUUGGCCGGAAUUCGGGAAUCGAUUGGCACACGCGCUGCAUCUUGUGUGACGUCAAUUGUCAGAGAAAGUAUUUUUAGAUUUUAUUUUUUACUUUUGGGAGUCUCUGCAACAGGGCCGUUGCCACAAUGAACGCGUUUUGGUUAAUUUAUAAUACUCCCAGGUUAAUGGCCUCGCACUAAUUUUCAUCCGCCACGCGUAGUAAUUUUAUUUUGUUUGCUUGUAACAUGUUCAAUCUUUUAUUUCCCCAUCUCUUCCAACUCCUGUAUCAGAUUGUUGACAUACGCGUAACAAUACUAUUGUCAGGGUGGCUUUGGCGUCUGAUCAAUGAAGUCAUGAGUCUGCCUCGAGAAAAAGAGGAAAAAAAAAACGCGCGUUCUGCGCGCGCGCUACGUUUUUUUUCCUUUCGGGCCGAUCAAUGAACGGACGAGCAACAUGUUGAGCCGGGGACGGUGUGUUUUUCAGAAAUUUAUCCCGAUCUUGUGGUGAGCACACACGUAAACAGUGUGGAGGGGAAGAUUGUCAAUCAAUCACACAAUCAUGGAUUGAAGGAUUGCGGUUCAAGUGGAUUUUAUUUUCCUAAAGGGGACAGGAACGGAUUUAACGACAAAGAUGAGUCUUAUUACAGUUGUGCUUUCGAGUCACGGAAUAAAUUUAACCGCCCUAUGCUAAUGAGCUCCAGACAUAGUGCAUGAUUGUGUAUCGAUCGGUUGAACGUAUUCUUGGGGGGCCAUUCCUUCUGGGCGCCGCUGCGUGGAUGGAGUUGUUGGCUGACCAUGGAGGAAGGGUCUGUGGAUUCGGUGCAUAAUUGUGCUGGUCAAUUUAGAGUGAGCACGUUCUUUUUUGGACCCAAGAUGAGCAGACGUGAAAUCGUGAGUGCUUGUGGAUAACAUAGCUGACUCACGCGCCGCAUUGGAUAUUCAACAUGGCUUCCCAGGGAGAAGGAAAGAAACGCCGAUCAUUCCUGCCGUCUUUUCGGAAAGUCCCCACUGCGUCAGUUCAGCAGUCGCCCCAAAUUGAGGCGCCCUUGCAGCCGCCUUUUGGGGGUUACAGCUCACAUGUGUACAGCUCGCCUUCGUCCCACGCGCCCGCUGUGUCAUUGCUGACCAGUUCACCUGUUAUACAACUGCCUCCACAAGCGCCGCCUUCGUCCGUGUCCACGUCUGCAUACAGUUCAUCUGUCAAGGAAAACACGGUGUCCAGAAAAGAGAAAGAAGUUGAAAGCCCGGCUUUCGGUGUAGGCUUGCGAGUGGGGGCCAGGAUUAAAAUAGGAGGAGUCAAGCCCGGGAUAUUACGUUAUCUAGGGACCACCCACCUAGCUCCUGGCAUCUUCUGCGGGAUAGAACUCUUUGACCCAGAUGGCAACCACGACGGCGAGGUGAACGGCCAUCGCUACUUCAACUGCCGGCCAAACCAUGGGAUAUUUGCCCCCAAGGAAAAAGUCUGCCUGGACACGUCCAGCUCCUUGAGCAGACUCGCCUCCAGCUCCGAGGGCAGCUACAGCAGCACAGAGAGCCUCAAUGAAAGGACCAACAAGGCUUUCAAGUGUUUCGAAGAAGGAGAACUCGAGGCCAUAGACUGCACCAAGCCUAGCCCCACAACCAGCCCACAAGAUUCGGAUAUCACUUUUCACAGUGACCAGUCGAAAUAUUUCAGAAGUUCUCACUUCAGCACAAAAAAUAAAGCCCUUUACGGAUUAGCAGAUCAAAACAUUUUGUCGGAUGUUCUAGACUACACUGAGAUUCCACAGAAAAAGUCAAAGUCUAGUCUUCCAGUAGCAAAGUCUGGCAUUCCCAGCGUCUUCUCCAGUCACUCCAAGCUACCGACAUUUGCACGCACUUCCUAUAAUAAAUAUGAAGAGCCAGCAAGUGUCUUCAAAAGAACUUCCGGUGUUCCCGGCCAGCAUCAAAAUGCGUUAACCACAUCCGCCAAUUAUCAAGCUUCCGUUUAUUCUGACCAAGAAAAUGAAAGGUGUAAAACGGCUAGCGCCAGAUCCUCUGAAGAUUCUGAGGAUGAUGGUCUGCAGCGAGAGACUUUGAGCAGAGGCAUCAAGAAGCAGCUGCGGGCGGACAGCAGGCAGUAUUUAAACUUCACCUUUGACCCAGAGGAAGAAAUGUCUCAGAUCGUGCAACCAGAAGACAGCGAAGAAGGCGAAAACGUUCCAUCCGACUCUUGGUACAGGGAGCACCGCGAGUCUUUCGACAAAUAUGAAAAUUCCGCCCCUGAAGUUACUUCACAAGAAUACUCAGCACCGAAUUCGCAGACCGAUCCAGGGAGUGCUCAUUUUCAUUACCAAGAUGCUAUGAUGCUAGAUCAAAAGACUAGCAUCACCUACGAGGCCACACAAUCGAAUGGCUUUACUCAGGGCAUAUCAGAGUCGAAUUCUUCACAGGGAUCUUCGGUUCCUGACAGCGAUAUCGUGGCAGUUGAUAUGCUGACAGAGGCGAAUGACUCGAGGGGGUACCAGCAUUAUGACGAGGACGGCGUCUCCACAGGUGGGUAUGCUAGUACACUUAGCGGUGGUGGUUGUAGUGAUGACUUGUCCCGACCCUUAGACAGCUUGACCUCCCAGAGUGGCAGAAUGACCCAGGCACGAGGUACUUUGUUAGAGUCACAGGUCCAGGCGCAAGAGGCAGACAACAAGAGGGGCUACUCCAAGGUUGAGAAGAGCCAUGUCCACUCCUUCCAGAGCCAGUCUGACUCCGCUACUUCGUCCCCGUCUAAGAAGUACAGAAAGAUCUCUACGGACAGUUUUAAUUACGAAGGCGGCGACUCAUCCUCGAGUGGAACCGAACCCAAGACAGACUCUUCAGGUGAGGCCAGGGGCGAAAACCUCGAGGACAGCUCCACCGGGGCAUCGCCGGAAGUUUCCCAAGCUCUUGAGUGGGAUUAUGGUCAAGAGUUUGAAGGUAAGAUCCCAAUAGGUCAACAGGACAGCACCAUGACAACAUCGGCGAGCACCGGCACUUCUGAGUCCCUAAGCGAUGCUUCAAGAGAUGUUUCUGAGCACAGCGAUGGAGCCAUAGAACCGGAGAUGCCUUCAAGCGUCAUAGACGACUCAGAGCUUUUUGAGACUCCGGACAAUGAUUUUGAAAACAUAGACAGCCUGGACGACUUCCCGAUAUUCGGCAAAGAUUCCAAGAGCAUGCUGACGGAUUCGGGAAUAUCCGAUAAAAGCUUCGACAUGUGCGCCAGCAAAUCUUCCACGGUCUGUGGCAGUUCUUCGGACGACUGUUCCCGUGAAGACGACACCUCUUCCCACACCACCACCAGGGCCGUCAGCUCAGACUCUUCCCAGGAAACGCUUGCCGCCGAAUACGCUGCGGAUACGCCCGUGUCCGUAGAGGAUAAGGACUUCCUCGCAGACGAGGUGUGCCCGACUUCCCAGACGGCGGACUGCUUUGGAGACAUGCACAGAGAGGGAGAUAACUCUUUCGGGGACGGCAACUCCAACUCUCCGGCAUCGGUGAUGUCCCUUGAAGAUGUCACCAUCUUACAGGACAGUACCGUCCUGGAGGAAGACGAGACGAAGCCACGUGACUCAGAGGCGUGUCCCCCUGGGGAGUGUGUCAGGGACCACCGAAGUAAGAGAGAUCGCCCCAUAUCUCUCAUCUCCACCACAAGUGCGGACACAGGGUACGUGCCAGACACAGACUCAGAGCUGGGCACGCUGACGACCAAUUCCCCCAACGUUGAUUGGCUGGAUAAAAGAUGUGCUGCUCACUCGACAUCGUCUGCUCCUGCAGACGACAUUUUUGAUGAAGGACUCAAUAGCAUGGACUUCAGCCUUGAUGAGGACCUGACCACAGUCUGUGAGCCCAAGGCCAUGUCCACUGACCACCUGAAGAGCACAGAUGAUGAAGACUACAACAGUGACCUGACCACCAACACCGAAGAUGACCGCACGGAGGCCGACCAGGUGUACGGCCUUAGCAGAGACAACUCCAUUUGUCAAGAAGACUCUUCGGCAAGGCUUGUCCCCCCUGGCGAGACUGGCGACCAAAGCCAUUCAGUCCACGACUCGAACGAAAUGAAUGAUACAGACGACAACAGAAUGAACGUGGAUUCGGCAGACAACAAGGAGGUCGAUGAUAAGAAGGAUGACCAGCAGCCAAAGGUCAAGCACAAGAAGAUAACUAUUACCAAGAAACGCUCAGAGAACGUGGACCACAAACUACCCAACAUCAACGUGACAUCCAAACUGGCAGACUAUAUCAAGGCACCACUUCCGGCCAAACCCAAAGAAGAGAAGGAAGCAAAGAAAGCCCGGAAUAAGGCAGUAAACAAAAAGUCUAACGCCCAAGAAGGUGAACAUAAAGCUGCCAAAGAGGAUAUCAGCACCAGCAGACACUCCUCACCUGAAAGAGAACCAGUCAUCAUUGCGAAGCCGAAACCCAUUAUCAAACGUGCGCCCCCAAAGUCAAAGUGGGGCAACAUCAUGUCCCAAAUCGAAGCCAGUAAAGACACCGUCAAACCAAAGCCCAAAUCAGAAAUUAAAAGCUCUCUGGCUGCGUACUUAAGUGCCCCUGUUCCCCAGCUUCCUGCCGACCAGACCUCUGGAACCAAAACUGAACAACCGCAGAACACGAACGUAAAAAAGAAAGAGUUUGUGAAGAGGAUAAAAGAUUUGCCCCCUCCACCACCAAAACUGGAUCUGAGUAAGGUCAAAAGUAAGCUGAAUGUCCCCACGGCGGCCUCAGCGGUGAAGGCCAUGCCCAAGAGGGACAGAUCUCCAGGUGUAAAAGUGAGAAACACUUCCCCUGGUGGGCAUGUCAGCAGGAAAGAUCAGCUGAACAAGAGACUAUCUGAGGCUUACAUUGUCCUAGAGCGACAAGGCAUGUCAACCAACGCCAGCUCGGUGAGGAGCAGCCACACAGACAUCAGCACCAACAUGGAAGUGGACAUCUCCGCUGAAGGAGAGGUCUCCAAAGCCUGUUCCAACACUUCCGCAGACGUCACUAGGAAUGAGCACAGACAAAGUGUGUCCAGUGUCAAGUCAGUCAUGUCUGAGGCGCUCCAUAACAAAAUGAAUGAAAUGAAGACACUGCAAGAUGGCGGACCUCGACCGUCUGUCCGUAAAAAUACACCUGUCAAAUUCCCCUCUCGGGCAGUUCAAGUGAGCGACACGUCUGCCGUGUCCCCUCACAGGUCAUCGCCUUCGCCUGUCAUUCUCAAACCCAUUAAGCCGAAAUCUAAGACUAGCAAUAAGCCAAAUGAAGCCAAAUCUGGCUCGGCCAGUGCCGGCCUCGCCAUGACGUCAGUCAAUGCCUCCAAGGGACGCGACUCCAGCGCGAAUCAAAGUAAAAAGCCCAGAGUGAUAGGCCCAGCUAAAUCCUCCACCAUCAGCUCUGCCACCAGUAACAAUGCCAAUAAAUCUCAGAAGGAAAUCAUCCGGCUUGAGUCCCUGUGCGAGUCCAGAACCAAAGAACUGAUACAAACCAAGAUCCUGCUGAAGGACGCUGCCACUGGUUUUGACGCCAUGACCAUCCUAGUCAAUUACUGUUGCAAUGAGUUAAAUGCAUUUGAAUGUCCAUUCCUGGCACAGAGAUUGGAAAAGAUAAAAGGAAAGUUGGCAGAAUAUCUCAAUCAGAUAAAUGAACUUAAUAAUGAGAAGGAGAGACUAAACCAAUGUUUAGCCACAGCUUUACAGGAGAAGGAAGAAUCUAGCAGGCAAGUCCAGGAGACUUUAACUCUUGCCAACCAAGAGAGAGAAGAUCACAUGAGAAUAACUCACGAGAUGGAUGACACACACAAUGCUUCACUGACUGCGCAGAGAGAUGAACUCACCAAGAAACAUGAGGAGGCUCUUCAGAAAUAUAUUCAGUACUAUGAUAAACAGUUGGACCUAAUGAAACAUGCACAUGAACGGCAGGUGUCUGAGAUGAAAAAUGAAAACAAAUUAGAAAUCAAUGGUUUAAAAAUAGCUCACCUGGAAGAGAUUCAAGGGCUGAGGAAUAAACAUGACAGCCAGAUGGAAGACUUACACCAGCAACACAGGAACAAGCUUGAGGAUAUAACUCUUCGGUUCGAAAGUAUAAAAUUAACUUUGUCUGAUAAAGUUGAAUCUCUUAGGGGUGAGUGUGAGGAGCUGAGACACAGAGCCAGAAACAGUGAAGAAGCUUUGCAGAGAGAUGCUGAUGUAAAAGUGCAGAUGGCCCUUGCACCUUACAUGAGCCUGCCUAAAGAAAUUGAAAGUUUAAAAACUGUAGUAGAGAUGAGAAAUGAAGAAAUUCAGAAGCUACGAAACAAAAAUACUGACCAGGAAAAAAUACUCGAAGAGUUGCCAAUAGCAAAAGAGAAAAUCAUUUCACUGCAACAGAAGGUGGAAAAUCUAGAAGCUAUUAUCAAUAUCAAGUCAGAUCAUGAAAAGCAACUUCAUGAACACUGCCAAAUUUUGAUGCGCAAGUAUGACAGAGCUAGUCGAGCCAACAAACGACUAUCAAUGGACUACGAGCAGGUUAUGUGGCGCAUGUCUCAAAGCUCAGAGUUUGGGUCCUGUGAAAGCUUGACUCACCGCCAGUUGAGCAAGUCACCACCUCCCAGGAGUGAUCAUGGCUCCCCUGAGGGCAGGCACCGAAACAUCUCCCCGAACAUCGCUGGUGAUGUGGUAAUGAGGAAGAAGAGAAACAGUCACAGCGUCGGUGACGGGGAUAGGAAGCUGAGGUCAAGAUCAGCGACCUUUGUUGUGGAGAAAGAUGACAAUUCUGACAUCCACUCUCCUUCAUCUAGCCCUCAACCAAAGCUUAAGAGAUGGAGGAAAAAAAUAGUAGGUGACGACAAACUUCUAAGUGUUGAAGGGAGAGCAGAAAGAAUGUGUCGAUCUGCAGGGUCUGAAAUCUUUUCAGACUUUUCUCAAAAGCAGAACAAACCAGAGUCCGAUGACAGCAAUAUAUUGGCAGAUGGUACUGACAAUAUGAUGUCGUCAGUUGAGAUGGCCGAUUCAUACUCAAGGUCAAUAUCAGGAGUAAGUGACUCUGGUGUUUAUGAUAGUAUGUCAAGGUCAGACAUGCUAAAUAGUUCCGUCAUCAGCACUGACUCAGAGUGGGUUGUCUCUGCAAACAGCUCUUUGAUCUUAGACAACAGUGCAGAGGAUGACAAUGCCCUGCAGUCUGGAGAUUACAGCUCACUGAAUGAAAUGUAUUUAGCGCAGACUCCUGGAGCUAGGAGCUUCAUAAAAGCAAGCAAUACUGUGGUCUUUUGCCCUGCGAGCAAGGAGGCAACAGGCGAGGACUGUCUGGAGUCUGGACCUCUGGAUAAUGUUUUUGAUGACAUUCUCUCCAUGGAUAGUUCAAUAUGUUCCCUGGACAAUCUGGACAUUAACGGCAGUGAUAAACCAACUUCAUAAAUUUUUUUGUUCUAUAACAAGAGAGCUCUUUCAGAGAUUCACUGUUUGCUAUUUAAAUAGAAACAUUGUUCUAAUAAUAUUUUCAAUAAAAAGUCAAGUUUCUAGGACUGUAGUUUAGUUUACAACUAGGCAAACAUGUUUUUCAACAAACUUUUAUCCAGGAAUAGUUAAGUAUUAAAAAAAGGUCAAUAUAAUUUGAAUUUCUUUCAAUCAUAAUUUGCUUGCUUGUCUACUCACUAUUUUCAUUUGAUCUUACACACAUGGUAUCAUGUACAGCGAUGUUACAGUAAGAGUGGCCUUGAUAUAUUUUUUUUUUAUUAGCACUUGUGUCUUCUUUCAUUUUUUUUAAAAGCACAACUUGUUUAUUUUUUUAUUUCCCUGUGUGUCUAAUAUCCUUGCUACUAUAUGUCCUGGAACAUGUGUAUUAUAUAAAAGAUGAAUUUUUUUAAGUCAGAAGAAAUGGUCACAGAUUCUGUAAAGUUGAAAAAAAAAAAAGUAAAAUUUUAUAACACACAAAUUUGAUAAUCAAAAAGGGCAAUUUUUAUUUCCUUACAAAUAUACUAAACUACAUUACUGCUACAGCUUCCUUCUUACUUUGCAGUAUGCUUUUAGAAAUGAGUUGUCCAGAUUAGGCUAUAUAUUUUGAUUUUUUUUAAAAGGAAACCUGUAUCUGGGAAUUUAAGAUUGUUAAUAAAAGGGACGUAGUCAUACAUGGAUGUAAUCUGUCUCCUAAUUGAAGAGUAAUAUAUUUAAUGUUUACAAAGUGGUAGGGAAGACAAACAAUAAUUCUUGUACAAAUAAAUGUUUGAUAUUUUUACAAUUUUGGAAUGUAUCUAUGCCUUUGUUUUUUUUUUUUCUAAACAUCAAUAAGUGUUCAAUCUUUUUUUUUUCUUUGUUAAAUUUUACACAUAGUAAAAUUCUUAAAUGCUCCAUUUGCAUUAUAAUAGAAUUAUAUUCAUGACGCUAUUAGCAUGUAAAGCACCUUUUAAGUAAAGGAAUGUCCUUUUACAUCAACAGAUAGAGUGAAAUUGUUUAUUUCUGUAAUAGUUUUGAAAAAGUCAAACGCUAUGAGUUCUUCUUUUGAUAGCAAGUUUCUAAAUUUUGUUAAAUGUGUUUUCACUAAUGGUAAACAGUAAACUAUUGCAACUUUCCUUCAUGAUGCUGGCCUACAUAUAUUGGAAACUGAUGCAUUUAUCUUUAAAUAUCCAUAAUAGUCUCUAAAUGGAUUAAAAGGGUUAUGAAUGAAAGUAACUAUUUAAUUUAUUAUCAAAGCUAGAAUAAGUCUGGUGUGAACAUUAUCUAAAUGGAUUAUUGUUGCUAUUUCAGUGAAUUCCAUUUGUAUUUUAAAGUCUUUGGUGAAUUUACAUUUCAGUUAUUAGGCAAAGUAUUGUUAUUGCUUUUUUCAAAGAUGAGGUUAAAAGCUUUUUGAAAUGUCAUAAAAAAAAUUUAAGUUCACAAUCUGUGUAUGAACAUUUCUAGAUAGAUCAAUGCACUUUGUUUGACAGCAUGGGAAGCACUUGUGAUUGGAUGAUUAAUUAAAUAUGUAUAUGCUGCCUUCUGUGUUAUUUAUAUAUAUAUAUAUAUAUAUAUAUAAAUAUAGAUAUUAGAUGUAUUUAUAGCAUCAAUAGAAUUAUGGAAUUUGGAGAGAUGAUGGUCUAUGUGAUUUUUCUACCACUGUUGUCUAGAUUUUGUAAUUGUACUUAAUUUGGUUUGAUUCUUAUGAAUAUUGUAUUAUUUGUCCAAGAUAGUUUCUAUGUUUUGAAUUAUACUUGUAUAUUUUCACUAUUUCCCUGCUGAUGUAGUUUUUUUUAAUAGAGUUAAAAUUGGGUGGCCAGAUAUAGCAAUGUAAGGUUACUAAUUGAUCAAUCUAGUUAAUUAAAGGUUGGUUCUAUUAAGUCAAAUAGUUUGUCCAUCUUAGGAAGCUAAGAUAAUCUGGGAACAAUGCAAUUACAAGACAAAAGUUUCUAUUAUACAUUUAAAAACUUCAGACCCUUAUUAAAAAACAUUAUAUUUAAAAAUAAAAAUAAAGUAAAAUUUUUCACUUUUAUUUUUCAAGCAAAUGAUUUUCCUUGCAAUAGAUACAUAGUCCCUACCUUGCCGAUGUGCCAUAAAAUCUAAAAACUAAUCUAAAUCUGUAAUAGAUCAAGGGUUAAUCGUAUUCCAAAUUAAGUAACUUUUAAUGCUAGUGUUAGGUGAAUAGGAUCAACACUGAGGGACAAUGCCAAAAUUUACUGUUUCCCAAAGACUAGCGUUUUCGUAUAAAUUUCCAUAUAAAUUGAAAAACUUCUAACCACAUUAUUCCAAAAAGAAAGAGAGUGCUCCAUUUCUAAAUACAUUUCUCUUAGCAGUGCCGAAUAGUUUUUUCCUUUAAUAAAAUAAUUUAUAUUUAACAUUAUAAUUAUUUGACUUUACAAAAAAAAACUUAAAAUCAGAGUAUUAUUGUCAACUAUAAUGUUACAAAUCCUAUGUUUUAAACUUUGGAAACAAAACAUUGUAUACAAAUGCUUGAAAUGAUAUUAAGCAUAGAUUUUAUUUUAGAACCAAAAGAAGACCAUGUUUAAUGUGGAUUAUGAAAGUUUUGGCAAUGUGACUGUGGGUUAAUCUGGAAGUCUGAUGAAGUAAACUGAAUAAUUGAUACCAUAGAUGAUAUCCUUAGGAUAUAUCAUACGUUAUAGAUAUCUCAAGAUAAGGAAAAAAAUAGGAGUGUAUUUUUUUUUCUUGGAGCACUUCCUAGACAGUUGUUGUGUCUUAUUAUUCCUUAAUAUUGUUUUCUGUGAUAGCAAAAUUGGUUUUAAUGAUUGUACAUAAUUAUCAUGUUUCUAUUAGUUUUCUCUAUGUCUUCAUUUCUUUAUUUCUUAUAACUGGAGUUAUGAUUUCAUAAUAAAUAUCUGAGACUAUACGAAACAUUUGUCAAGAAUUAAAGGUCAUGGGAGCACAAUGUCAAGUUCAACUCUUGCUGUGGGUCAACCAGGGAAUUUCUCCCCCCCCCCCCACACACACACUCACACCCACCCACACAACAAUGCGAUGUGUGGAAUCAAAGACUAUAAUACUGAGCAGAAGUAAAAAUAACAUUUAUAAAUAACUCCUCCAUUGGAGAUUUUCUGACUUGAUCAAUAGUAAAUCUGCGCUUUGUUUGCUUGUUAUAUUCAGGAUCCGGUUGACAUUUUUCAAAGCAAUAAAAUAGAGCAAGAGAGAAAAAGAAGAGAAAUCAAUAUGUAGGAAUAUGGGGGCAAUAUAAUGGAAAGUAUACAAAUUAUAUAUACAAAAAUAAGGAAGUUAGACAGAGAUUUCGAAAUUCAAAAGACAAAAUUAAAACUACCAAGAAUAGUUAAAUAAAUUGCACUUGUUGCAAACUAAAUAAUGAUUACUUUGUGUUGCAAGUGGGAGUUAUUAUGCAGUGCUGAAAGGACCAAAAAAUAAAUGAUAAUUUUUUUGUUUAAAAUACAUAAGCUUAUCAAUACUUCCGUAGUGCACAUAAUAGAUAGACUGGAGAUUCUCUUUCUGAAAAUACCUCAUACUUGUGUAUUGUAUUAUGGCACUGAUGUAAGACCUUGAUGAAUGAUGCAGGAAUGUAGAAUACAGGAUAAGAUCUCAGAAAUUGUUUUUAUUUGUAAAAAAAAAACUUUUUAUCAUUGUUCAUAUUUGUUAAGAAAUAAAAUCAAGUUACAUGAAGCAUGACAUUUGUAGGAAUGUGUCACUACAUGAAAUCAUCUUGUUUCAGUUCAUUUCAGUGUAAUAUUUGAGUUUGCUUCAACUCUCUAUAUACAUUAGAACAUUGUGUCUUGAUUCAUUCAACUCACUCCAAUACUCUAGAUCACUAUUUUUCAACUCAUCUGUCAGUUACAGCCUCACCAUUGAAGUAUAUCACUCCAAGCAUAAUCUGUGUAUCUCUAUGUACCCAAUACCUGUGUAUGAUCAGUACUCAGCUUCAAGCAGCAGGAAAAAAUAAUUUUGCAAUAUUUAUUGUUAUUUGUUCUUUUUUUUUUCUCUCUCCGUGUAUCUUUGGUGUGUUCCUUGCCUACAAACAAACCGGUGAGGCCCCACAGCAUGAAGGUGUGCUGAUUGAAAUCAAGCAAAUGUGUACAAGUUUUUUUCUUCAAUGUGUUUUACACUUCUGUAAAAUUUUAAUGAUGCCACUUAGUCGCAAAGAUGUCAUUUAGGCUUAGAGAUGUCACUGAAUCUAGUUGUGACAUUCAGCUUCAACUCUGUAAGAUCACAAUUAGUGUUAUUAGUUGCCAAAACAUUCAUCAAUAUUCUUUUUUUUUUCUGUUUUCUCUUUUUUUCUUAUGUAUUCACAUAAUAUAAUUUAAAACAAAAUGAAACCCAAAAUAAUAAUGAUUUAAUUUAUAUAAGGCUGUUAAAAUAUCUCUACUUCGGCUCGCACUUGAGAACAGAACAGGGCGAGACACAAGAUGAAAUAUCAAAGAAAUAAUAGGAGGAAAGAAACAGUGUAAAGGUUAGACAACUCACCACAAUGCAAUGUAACUUUGAAUGACACCAAUAGUUAUAGAAGGCCUGAUUUUGACCUGUGAGCAGUUUAGACCAAUAGCUCGCUGCCUUGUCACAGGUGUAAGGAUUGGUCUUGCGUUCUAACAAAUACCAAAUUUCGUCAAGAAGUCCAAAGUCUCGUCCAUCAUGAAAGUUCCCUAACUUGGGGGUCCCACUGUUGUCCAAUAGAGAGCUGGCCAAGAAGUUUUCGUCUGAAUCAGAACUUGCUACGACUUAAGGCACCAAUUCAGUCUUAACUUUUCUAAUCAUAUUGUUUGUACUUAUUUACUUUCUCUGUAACUGAAUGCAAUUGUCUAUUUGCCAAACUAUUUUUAAUUCUCAGACAUGAAAGUUUCAUUUAUAAUUUAGACAAUAUUUGUUUGUGUAGAUAUUUUUAAACAUUCAGGAAAGAUUUAAUUUUUUAUUUCAUCAGAUGUAUGAAUCAAUGGAAUGUCUCAUUUUUUAAAUAUUUUCUUCUCUGAGUGUACAAUUUUGUUCCAGAAGGCUGGCAUUAAAUUGAAUUUUGAUUUUGAUAUAAA